CGUAAGCUCUUGCGUGGCAGCAAAUAUGACAUCCAUAAUAUGGUCACGUUGGUUGCAGGCUUUUAGUGACGCAAUCUAAUACUAACUUUACGAGUCUUAACGCGUCAGUGGUGUCUGUUGUAAAAGUUAUCACUGUGAUUACGUUGUUUAUAAGUUAUGUCUGCUGAUCUAACAUUUCUUGGGACGGGAGCGGCUUAUCCAUCGCCCAGUAGAGGUGCCUCUGCUAUUGCCCUGAGAUUUGAAGGCGAGUGCUGGUUGUUUGAUUGUGGAGAAGGCACCCAAAUUCAGUUCAUGAAAAGUCAUCUUAAAGCAGGAAGAAUUGCUAAAAUUUUCAUAACCCAUUUACAUGGGGACCAUGUAUUUGGCCUUCCAGGGCUUCUUUGUACUGUAAGUCUUCAGUGUAAUACUAGUUCAAACAAAGAUCAGGUUGUAGAAAUCUAUGGUCCUGUUGGGGUCCGGAAGUUCCUGCGCACAAGCCUGGAGAUAUCACAGUCACAACUUGUCUUCCAGUAUGUUGUCCAUGAACUUGUACCUACACCUGAUCAGUGCCCAGCUGAGGAGUUUAGGGAAUGCAGUGUAAAUGGUUUUGAAGACAGAUUGCACCCACAGGAAGUCUUAGGAAGGACAAUUGCUCUUGAUCCUGAUGAAGAUUUCUACAAACUUUUUGAAAAUGAGCAUUUUACUAUUAAAGCAUUCAGACUUUAUCAUCGAAUACCUUCAUUUGGGUUUGUAGUAGAAGAAAAAGAACGCCCUGGUCGCCUUAAUGUUCAGAUGCUAAAGGAAAUGGGUGUUCCUCAGGGGCCUCUGUACGGAAAACUAAAAAAUGGAGAACCAGUGACUCUGGAAAAUGGAAUAACAGUCUUUCCUUCAGAUGUUCUUGAUAAGCCUAUUCCUGGAAGGAAGAUUUGUUUACUGGGUGAUUGUACAGCUGUUAUUGGUGAUAUUGCUCAGAAACUGUGCUUUGGGGCAGAUCUUCUCGUCCAUGAAGCCACUUUGGAUGAUGCACAAAUAGACAAAGCAAAGGAGCAUGGACACAGUACUCCAAAAAUGGCUGCAGAGUUUGCCAAGUCUUGCUAUGUUAAGAAGCUGGUUCUCUCACACUUCAGCCAACGUUACAAGCCCCUGUCUUUUGUUGAAGAAGGUGAUGAUGAUGUUACUGAAUUAAAGCAUCAAGCAGAAGAAAUUAUGAAUAAUGUUGAGGUAAUCCUGGCAGAAGACUUCAUGGUGAUUGAAAUUCCAAUAAAUAAACGGAACUAGCAUCUUAAAUUUUAACAGCAUAAUCCAUGAGUCUAUUUUAAAUGUUUGCGAAGACCAGAAACAAAUUAGCUUUUAAUAAACAUGUGCCUUUGUUUGCCACAGUGUUUUAUUGGAAUUGGUAAAUACAGACAUCUCCAACUUUA
This is a messenger RNA of Protopterus annectens (West African lungfish), 1400 nucleotides long. RefSeq names its product elaC ribonuclease Z 1 (gene ELAC1). Gene Ontology annotation, cellular component: nucleus. Lineage: Eukaryota; Metazoa; Chordata; Ceratodontiformes; Protopteridae. The transcript has 3 exons. Gene Ontology annotation, molecular function: 3'-tRNA processing endoribonuclease activity. The record is from RefSeq and is a predicted model, not a curated record. Bases 157 to 1257 code for a protein of 366 amino acids.